CCUUUACUUCCAUGGGUGCCCUCUGUAACAAGCGGAGGUCUUUGGGAAAAGCCAAGGGGGAAGAAGGGGUCCAGGGUUCCAGUCCUGAGGUCUGGGGCUCAGUAGGCCUUUCCACUCCUUUUCGGGCCUUCCCGGGGCCUCCGUGGCCUGCGUGCUAGAGGAUGUGUGUCCUGGGCAGGCGGCAGGGCCAGCGCGUCAGCCUUGCGCCCACGCCACGGCCACGCUUCUCGCCGCCGUGUUCUUACUUCUCAGUGCCCAACGAGGUCAGAGAGCUCCGGAUGGAGGCCCGAAGCAACAGCUCGGUGUCCCUGAACUGGACGGUCCCCGACGGCCCCCAGACUUCUAAUUACACCUACUGGGUCAGCUGCAGCUGGCCUGGAGGGGGCGGCCCAAUUCAGAAGCGCAUAGAGCAGACGGAGUAUGAAGUGGGGGGGCUCGAUGCCGCCACCCUGUACAAUUUCACAGUGCAGGCAGAGAGGAAUAAUGUCACCAGUUCUGGCCAGAGCAUCCAGGGGGCCACAGCGCCCAACAAGGUCAGAGAGCUCCGGAUGGAGGCCCGAAGCAACAGCUCGGUGUCCCUGCGCUGGACGGUCCCCGACGGCCCCCCGGCUGCCCACUACAUCUAUGAGGUCAGCUGGGGCAGGAAGGGGGUCCUGGGAGAGCCCGCCAGCACGAAGGACGAAUGGUUCACUGCGAGCCCCCUGGAGCCGGGAACCCAGUACGAAUUCAGGGUGGUCAGCACGAGCUACGGCGUCCCUGGCCCGGCCCAGACGCUCUACACGUUCACAGUCCCCAAUGAGGUCAGGAACCUGACGGUGAGCAGCCAGACCAACAAUUCCAUCAGCCUGGGCUGGGCAGAGCCGGAGGGCUCCGGCCAGCACUCAUACAACGUGUCCUGGCUCUCGGGCGAGUCCGAGAGGGACGUCUUGACCAACGGCACCCACUUCACCGCCGACAGCCUCACUCCCGGCACUUGGUACAAGUUCCUGGUGCGGUCCGAGACCGAGGACAAGGCCCAGAGUCCGGCCCGGGCAGUCAACGCCUCCACAGCCCCAGACCCCGUCACCAUCGUCUCCUGUGCCAGCACCGCCGGGGGCUACGGGGUGCUCCUGAGCCUGGCCUGCCCCGAGGGCAACCUCGAGGUCCUCGAGUUUGAGGUGGGCCACCGGCGAGGCACGUGGCCCGGCCCCUGUGACGGCUCCAGGACUGUUGGGGACCUCCAGCCGGCCCGCACCUACAAGGCCGUCCUGAGGAGCCUUUGGGCGGGGAUGGACGCCACCUCGGCGCCAGUGACCUGCUAUACGGAGAGUGGAGGGGUCAUUGCUGGCGCCGUCAUUGGAAUCCUCCUCCUUGGUCUUCUUGGGGGCUUGCUUGUCUUCUAUCUUCGAAGGAGUAAGAGGACAAAGUUGCUGGAGGAGCCUCAGACCCCACAUGCGGUCUUCAGCUCCCUGGGAGACAUCCCUGCAGAGAGUCUGGCCGCCCACAUUCAGAAGAAUCAGAAAGACAGCAACUACGGAUUUGCAGAGGAAUACCAGGUAUGGGGCGGCGGCGGGGUCACCGGCCACACCAUCCCUCAGCCCAGAGCUGAGCUGGGCCCCCUCCCCUUCCACGGUGUAUGAACCCCAAACACCCCCGAAAGAUGGCCCAGAGAGGGGGAAUGGAGGAAGAGGCACAGUGGACAGAGCACUGGGCCAGGAAUCAGAAAGUUCAGAUCCAGUCUC
Messenger RNA from Gracilinanus agilis (Agile Gracile Mouse Opossum), 1721 nucleotides. Its product is annotated as receptor-type tyrosine-protein phosphatase H-like. The record is from RefSeq and is a predicted model, not a curated record. The transcript is spliced from 7 exons. Gene Ontology annotation, molecular function: protein binding. Bases 162 to 1619 code for a protein of 485 amino acids. Lineage: Eukaryota; Metazoa; Chordata; Mammalia; Didelphimorphia; Didelphidae.